CCACAUAUUUUCUUGUGCAACCGAUGAUAUUCACCUUCAAAUGGCUUCGCCAAUAGUUCGGUCCCCUUUUCCGUUUCCCAACAUACUUUUCAGCCUUUGAUUUUAUGUAAUACUACAAUUAAGUGCCACUUAUCAUCUAAACUUAAUUUAUUUUCUGCAGAUUGCAUUAUGUUGGUAAAAUCCACUACAUAUUCUAGUAUCUGCAAUUUGUCUCUCAAACCUUGUAAUUGAGGGAGCCCAAGUUCUAGACCAGCUGAUUGUAUCAUUUUUGCUUUUUCUAUUCCAUAUUCUGCAACUUGCAUUCUCAACCUUCUUCAUAAACACUUGAUCAAGAAACAAUAGUUUCAUGCCCAGAAGAACAAUUUCCUCUCCUUCCGCUCCCCGAUUCGUUGACCUGAAAAGCUUCUGUCACCGGAGCAGCCAUUACUGUUUGGAGCUUCAAGAUCUGUUGAUUACCCGAUUCAAUUUCACGAAUCUAAGAUUGGAUCAUUUUGAUAAAAUCUACCGCGCGCAUUUUCUCUCUCAAACCUUGUGAUUGAGGAAGCCUAAGUUCUAAACGACUGGUAUAACUUUUCAAUACCUACAUAUACUCCUUCACAUCGGUUUUUUCUUCUCUCGAAAGCUUGAUUUUAAUAUAAGCUUUUUUGCUAU
Messenger RNA from Rubroshorea leprosula, 651 nucleotides. The record is from the annotation of a GenBank genome assembly. Lineage: Eukaryota; Viridiplantae; Streptophyta; Magnoliopsida; Malvales; Dipterocarpaceae.